AUGUUCGCAGGUUCUACGGAACAGUCGGCUACCAAAGAUUGUCCAACCUGUCAAAGGCGACGUAUCAAAUGCGAUCGGGGCCUACCCGGCUGCCGUAAAUGCAGCAAGCGGGGUCUGGAGUGCCCUGGUUAUGGACUGCAGCUCAAAUGGGUCGAGGGUGUGGCCAGUCGUGGUAAUCUACGGGGCAGAGCAGUCCCAUCCCUAGAUGUGCCGGUCACUACUUCAGGGAUGUUUUCAACGGAGCACAAUAAUGUUGCAAGUGACAUUAAUGCCCUCAAUGUAUACAAUUGCCACAGGCAGGUGCACUCGUCGUUACCGCAGCCUUACCAAUUCCUUCCGAAUCUCUGCUUGUCGCCAGAUCGACCGCUCUACAUCUCGCAAUUGCUGCGAUGGUUUAAUGAACGAGUCGCUCAUCGCCUUGCGUGGGUCCCGCACCAAAGUGCAUGGCGACAGAUGGUUCUACCAAUGGCCGAACGUUCUGAAACCGUCCUCUAUUCCAUUCUCGCUAUCGCCGCCCAUGACCUGGCAUCCGAGUACCCUCCAAAUGAAUUGGGCCACAGGACAUUCCAGGAUAUCUCAAGAAGUUACCAGGAUAAAUCUCUCGCCCUUCUGGCCCGGGAGCUGAACAGACUUUCAUCUCUGUCGUCUGCUUGCACUUUGGAAGCAAGCACAACAUCCGCCUACACCCUCGCCUCUGUUAUCAUUCUAUGCAAUAAUGAAUUCAUGAAGCCCCAAGGCGCCGGAUGGCGGGUCCAUCUUUCCGCCGCGAGACAGAUCAUCUUGGCAGCAGGUUACCAGCCGUACCAACACAAUGAGCUAGCCUGCAUCCAAGAGUUCCUCCUCCUGGAAUUCUACGAGACCUCGGUAUGGGCUGAUCUGACAAACUUCGAAGACCACGAAAUGAUCCUCAAGACGCCCCCUGCCAGCACCGAAAACGCCGUCUUUACAGACUUCAUCCUCGUCAUUGAUCAAAUCACGCGUCUGGAACGUCUAAAAUUCCGCUCCGAGUCGAUCGGACACCAUUGCUCAUACGAUGUCAUGCAAGACAUCCUCCCGCAGAUUGCAUCGGCUCGGGAUGGAAUGAUGCGUCUAAGUGAAAGCAUUCACUUCGCGUCUGAAGCCGACAGACGCGGCUUCGAACUGGUCGUGUGGAUGUAUUAUCACGCGACUCUCAUCUACAGCCAUCAGGCUUUAUCCCCGGAUCCUGAAGCAUCCAGUUAUCAGGUCAAGGAGUCUCGUGAUGAGAUCAUCCGCUAUGUACAGUCUCUUUCUGAGAAUCGAGAUAGCAUGUUCGCGCAGGAUCUCAUCUGGCCGCUUUUCUUGGCUGGAACUGAGCUGAGGGGAGACAUUGCUGGUCAGAAGGUCAUUAGGGAGGCUUUUGCUAAUGUUAUGCGCAUCAGUCGGAGUUUGGAUAGAGCGCGUGUUCUAUCGUUUGUGGAGACUUGGUGGAAUGAUCCUGGGACUUAUACGUCUUGGAUUGAUAUGGCUCGAAAGCAAUCUCAGCUGUCGCAGUGCGACUUUCUUAUUAUAUGA
Molecule: messenger RNA, 1533 nt
Organism: Penicillium bovifimosum
Lineage: Eukaryota; Fungi; Ascomycota; Eurotiomycetes; Eurotiales; Aspergillaceae
Product: Zn(II)2Cys6 transcription factor
Exons: 2
Coding region: 1-1533 (510 amino acids)
Biological process (GO): positive regulation of transcription by RNA polymerase II
Cellular component (GO): nucleus
Molecular function (GO): DNA-binding transcription factor activity, RNA polymerase II-specific; zinc ion binding; transcription cis-regulatory region binding
Source: RefSeq, a predicted model, not a curated record